Triticum turgidum subsp. durum (durum wheat) is the source of this 1110-nucleotide messenger RNA. The record is from the annotation of a GenBank genome assembly. NCBI's taxonomy places the organism in Eukaryota, Viridiplantae, Streptophyta, Magnoliopsida, Poales, Poaceae.
AUGGAAAAGGCCUGCACAAACCUCACCGAAGUCGUCCGUUCCGUGCGGCUGUUCAAGAUCGAUGGGUUUAGCAUGACCAUGGGCAUAGGCAGGGACUACAGCUUCAAUUCCAGAUGGAGUUUCGACGGGUAUGAUUGGGAAGUCCGUAUUUAUCCACGGACCAAUGAGGAAUUCAAUCGCUCCUGGGUGUCACUACGUCUUAUCUUUCUAAGUGAAGCCCGCACGUGUGCUGUGAGGACGACUCUACGCUGUUGCUUGGUAGAUCCAACAGGAAGGCUUAAGCCGUCUGAAGAAGAUUGCAGGUCAAUAAUAUUCAGGAAACCCCAAGAUAGCUCAUCUCAAGUGCCCCUCAUAACAAGAUGUGAACACCUCGAAUUAUCGGGUUAUGUCAAGGAUGACUCUUUUACUGUGCAAUGCACCCUUGAGGUUUUCAAGGAACUACCAGAUGUAGCAACGGUCUCCCUGAAAGAAGUGCAUCUCCCACCCUCUAACUUGCACCUGCAAUUUGCUCAGCUCCUUCAGAGCGAGACUGGAGCGGACGUCACAUUUCUCGUGUCUGGUGAGUCUUUUGCUGCGCACAAGCUCAUCCUCGCCGCAAGAUCCCCUGUUUGUAUGGCCGAGUUCUUUGGAGACAUGAAGGAGAAGUGCUCUCAGACUGUGGAGAUCAAGGACAUGGACGCUACCGUAUUCAAGGCCCUUCUUCAGUUCAUCUACACCGACACCGUGCCAGAAUUCGGACAACAGGUAGAGGCAGAUGUGGAGGCCAUCUAUACCGACACCAUGCCAGAAUUCGGACAGCAGGAGGCGGCGGUGACGGUGAUGGCUCAGCAUCUCCUUGCUGCCGCUGACAGGUAUGGACUGGACAGGCUGAAGCUCAUUUGCGCAGGCGAGCUCGCUGGUGGCAUCAACGUCAACACAGCAGCGACAACUUUGGCUUUAGCCGACCUGCACAACUGCCCGGAGCUCAAGGCGAGGUGUGUUGAGUUCAUCAUCAAAACUUCUGCCACUCUUGAUGCUGUGUUGGCGACAGAGGGGUAUAAGCACCUGGAGGCAAGCUGCCCUUUGGUGGUGAUUGACCUUUUCAAGGCUGCGCGUGGGAGAAAAAAUUGA